AUGAAUUUAAGCGCGGACCAAUCGCGUUCAUCAGAUGAUGAAGAUGAUGGAGUACCGAUACGACCUCACACUACUGAAGGUGUAACUAACGGACCAUCGGUUUUACUUCCUGUUAUCCCAACAAUUAAGAAACGUAAAGCAGUAACUACUGACUUUAAGAAGAUUGCACUAAUUGGAAGAGGGAAUAUUGGAAGAGUUUACCUUGCACAAAAGAAAGGAACAAAAGAAUUUUAUUCGUUGAAAGUUAUUGGCAAGAAACUAGUUACUCAGAAUAAACAAAGACAUAUAGAAAGUGAAAAAGGUAUAUUAGAACGUUUAAAACAUCCUUUUAUUGUUCAUUUAGAAUGGGACUUUGAAACACCCUUUUAUUAUAUUUUUGUUAUGACUUACUGUGCUGGAGGAGAUUUUUGGAGAUUAUUAAAUAAACAACCAGGUAAUUGUUUUAGAGAGGUAGUUGCUAAGUUUUAUCUUGCUGAAAUUAUUUGUGCAUUAGAAUACCUUCACAUGGAAGGUGUUGUGUAUCGUGAUUUAAAACCAGAAAAUAUUUUAUUACAUGAAAGUGGACAUAUUAUGUUAAGUGAUUUUGAUCUUAGUAAACAUUCUGAUGUAGAGGAUCAUGCUAGAAUAAAAUCAAGUUUAUUUGGUGAAGAUGAAGUUGUUGUUGAGCCAUCUAAUUUCAGAUCUAAUUCAUUUGUUGGUACAGACGAAUAUUUAGCACCUGAAAUUAUUGCAAAAGAUGGACACUCUGCGUCAGUUGAUUGGUGGACCCUUGGAGUCCUUAUGUAUGAAUUUCUUUAUGGUUGUAAUCCAUUUGCUGCUUCAAGUAUUCAGGAAACAUAUUCAAAAAUUCAAAAAGGAGAAUUUACUUUUCCUAAAAUGCAUAGAUACAAAGUAUCAAAAGAUGCAAAAGAUCUUAUUAAAGAAUUGCUUGAUGUUGAUUCUGAAGAUAGAUUAGGAUCAAAAUAUGGAGCAUCUGAAAUUAAACAACAUGACUUCUUCUCUAAUAUUAAAUUUGCAUUAAUUAGAAAUAUGACACCACCUAUUAUUCCUCGAUUAAAUGGUCGUAGAGAUACAUCAUACUUUUAUCAAUAUAAACCUUAUGAUGAUGACGUUCCUGAUGAUUGGGGAUAUACUACAGAACAAUCAAUAGAACUCAACACAACAGAGUUUCGUAGUUUACAACAAGACGAAAUUAAAACUCAAUAA
Molecule: messenger RNA, 1206 nt
Organism: Entamoeba dispar SAW760
Lineage: Eukaryota; Evosea; Mastigamoebida; Endamoebidae
Product: serine/threonine protein kinase ppk22, putative
Exons: 1
Coding region: 1-1206 (401 amino acids)
Biological process (GO): protein phosphorylation
Cellular component (GO): plasma membrane; cytoplasm; nucleus
Molecular function (GO): ATP binding; protein serine/threonine kinase activity
Source: RefSeq, a predicted model, not a curated record